AUUUGAUGUUUUAUUUUAAUAGCUCCAGCUUUGAGCACAGGUCCCGCCGGCACACGCACAAAUCCAUUUUUUAAGCAUAGAGACUGCCAAAAAAAAUUUCACCUAAUCAUGGACGUCAAUAGCAAUUCAAGCACUGCAGAGAGCAGUGGUCCAGUGGCCGAUUCGUCGCCGCAGGUUGGCGGCCCGCGGGUCAACAACGCAUGUGAGGCUUGCAGGGCGGCCAAGGUCAAGUGCACGGCGAGCAGCAGCCAGUUGGGCAUUUGUCGGCGAUGCUACGAAUCAAAGCGUGAGUGCGUCUUCAAGACCGGCCCGCGUACCAGGAGACCACGGCAGUCAAAGCUCAACCCAACAGCAACCCGCCCACAACCACCACCACCAGGCCCCUCCAAGACCUUCACCAUCGACGUCAGCCUCGCCCAGGACGACGGACCCCUAAACUUCGACAUGCUCCGCGACUCGCACGAGGCCAUGGUCGACCGCCUCUUCCCACCAGACUCACCACCAGCAACCACCGCACCGACGUCGUCAUCAUCCGCAUGCACCCGCGACUCGACCUGGUCCCCAUGCUUUACAAACACCACCUCCAGCUCCGCAGCCGCCACCUCGCCCUCGUCGUCGUCGACCAGCAAGCCCGCCAGCACGGCAGCGUCGGCAUGGUCGGGCCCGCUCCGCCGGCCGCAGUUCAACCUCGACAGCGCCAGCUCGCUGCUCGCCACCUUUCGCGACGACAUGUCGCUCUUCUUCCCCGUCUUCUCGGUCCCGGACGGCGCGACCGUGCCGGACCUGGCCCGCGACAGGCCCUUUGUCCUGCUCGCCCUGCUCGCCGCCGCCAGCGGCUCCAGGACCGCACUGAGGGGCGGCGGGAGCCUGUACGACGAAGAGUUUCGCAAGAUCCUGGGGCUCAAGUUCGUCGCCGGCGGGGAGAGGAGCGUGGAGCUGCUUGUUGGGUUGUUGGUCUAUUCUGCUUGGUAUCCUGUCCACCUGCGGCCCCGAAACAAGCAGUCUGCACAGUAUAUCCGCAUGGCCGUCGAUUUGAUACAGGAUCUCGAGCUCGACCAGCCCGAGUACCUCGAGCAGCACCGGGACCAACCGCGCGAGGAGCUCCUCGAGGGCAUCCGCGCAUACGUUGCAUGCUGCUAUAUAGUUCUGGCACGAACCCACAUGUACAGUCGCCCCUUGAACCUCCCAUACACCGCCUGGACGGCUACCUGCUGCGACAUGCUGGAGCGCGAGGCCCUCACGCCCGGCGACCGCAUCCUCCCCUGGCUCCUGCGUCACCAGCACCUCAUGCUCGAGGUCGUCGGCCUGGCCAAGGACGAAGAGAAGGGCCUGCGCUCCCCGUACCAGGCCGCCACCAUGCUGAGGGGGUUGGACAUGCAGUUUGCAGAGUACGGCGCGCGCAUGCCGGAGGAGGUCGCCAACACCCUCGUCAUGAGAUUCACCACCCUCACGACGCAGAUCCAGCUCCUGACCCCACACCUCUGGAAGACCUCCAACAUGACGCGGUCGCCGCGCGUGGACCCUUUCCAGGACGCGUCGCGCAUGCAGCUUGCGCUCCCGCACAUGGCCGCCGCGCUGUCCUUCAUGGGCGAGACGCUGCUCGGCGGCCGGCAGCUCACCAACAUCUGCAACGUCGAAUGGGGCCGCUUCGUCCUGCUCUCCAUCGUCGCCUUUACCUUCUCCUUUGACAUGCCCACCUGCCCUAGCUGGGACGCCACACUGGCGCGGUCGCAGAUAGACCUCGGCUCGCUGUUGGAUCGGCUCACCGACAAGGCGCAGAUGCGGGUGGACGACAAGUCUCGCGGCGACGGGACUGUUGAGGAUGACGACAUGACCAUCGUCGGGGCAAGUCGUGUCGUUUUUGGCGUCGUCAAAGCAAAGUUCGACAAGAGGAUGGCGGCCGUGCAGCGGCAGCGGCAGCAGCAACAGUCUUCCAUUGCGACGGGGAUAUGGUCUCUGUUCGGCAGUGGCGGUGGCAGCGGAGAUGCUCACCCAAAAAUACCGCACGACAAAUCGACCAGGGGUUGCCCAAUGUUUGAUGGUUCGUUGGAUAACUACAUCCCGGUGUGGGACGAGGCCUUCACCGAUCAGACAAGCUUUGGGGCAAGUGUUGCCCCAGUCAAUGCGACUGGCGGGUUUGCAGAGGCGUUUGGUGACAUUGAUCUAGACAGCGGUAUGGACGGGGCAGAGUUCCAGCCGGCUCAUGACCUUUGGGCCACCAUGACCAUGGGGUGGGCGGAGAGCGAAUUGGCAGGGCACAUUCAGCCUGCUGAUGGUGCGGAAAUCAGUUGAGGGCUGCCCCCAAUAUGUGGAUCGAAUGCCGUUGGUAUCAUUUCGAAAGAUCCGAAUUCUUUUGUCGCGAAAAAGCCCAGAGACGCCAGAAAGAAACAAGUUGCAUCUUAGCCUAGUGGUUUUCUCCCGUAGACCAAAACACUAGAAAAAUAAACGGCAGGCAUUAGUAUUCCAAUAGAAGAAAAAAAUAAGGAGUAUAAAGCUCGGA
This is a messenger RNA of Pyricularia oryzae 70-15, 2500 nucleotides long. RefSeq lists its product as uncharacterized. The coding region runs from base 109 to 2292 and encodes 727 amino acids. Gene Ontology annotation, molecular function: DNA-binding transcription factor activity, RNA polymerase II-specific; zinc ion binding; transcription cis-regulatory region binding. The transcript has 6 exons. The record is from RefSeq and is a predicted model, not a curated record. Gene Ontology annotation, cellular component: nucleus. Gene Ontology annotation, biological process: regulation of DNA-templated transcription. NCBI's taxonomy places the organism in Eukaryota, Fungi, Ascomycota, Sordariomycetes, Magnaporthales, Pyriculariaceae.